AUGGACGCCGACGAGCAUGCACCGCCGCCCUACGACGGCACCAUGAGCGACCCGCUCGCGUCGCCGUCGCAAUCACAGACGCUGAACGCCGCGCGGCUCGCGCGGCUGCGGACGGCGGGCCGGCGCACCGCGGCAGAAGCCGAGCCGGCGGCGCCCGCCGCGGCGCCCGUCGCGGACGUCGCCGCGCUCGACGCGCGCGCGGAGGAGCUGCUGAGGCGCUGCGACUCGCUGCUCGCGCGCACGCAGCCGCCCGCGCCGCCGGAGCCGGAGCCCGAGCCCGAGCCCGAGCCGCCCGCGGCCGUCGACCCCAUCGCGUCCGACGCGGCGGCCGUCGUCGACCUGAUUUCCGAGGUCGUCAUCGGCGGCUUCUCGCCGCGCGCGUCGGCGUAUAGCAGCCCGCCCCCGUCGCCGCAGCGCCUGCCCGCGCGGUCGCCGGCGCGCACGCCGCCCGCAUCACCGUUGCGGUCGCCGCCGCGGUCGCCGGCGCGCGCACCGGCGUCGCCACCGCGGCAGUUGCCGCCGCGCGUCCCGCCCGGCGAGGUGGAGGCGCUGAGGCGGCGCGCGGCGCCGUACGCCGGCGACGAUGUCGUGAAGACGCUACUCGCGCGCAUCGCCGCCGUCGAGGGAAAGCUCGGCGGCGUCGACGCCGGCGCCGCGCGGAGGCCUCUCAUCGAGGACCGGUUCGUCUUCUAA
Pelagomonas calceolata is the source of this 693-nucleotide messenger RNA. The record is from the annotation of a GenBank genome assembly. NCBI's taxonomy places the organism in Eukaryota, Pelagophyceae, Pelagomonadales, Pelagomonadaceae.